Messenger RNA from Fulvia fulva, 555 nucleotides. RefSeq lists its product as uncharacterized. The transcript has a single exon. Bases 1 to 555 code for a protein of 184 amino acids. The record is from RefSeq and is a predicted model, not a curated record. NCBI's taxonomy places the organism in Eukaryota, Fungi, Ascomycota, Dothideomycetes, Mycosphaerellales, Mycosphaerellaceae.
AUGAAAGAGAUCCUGCGUCGUCUCAACGCCAAGCUGAGGACCGCAAUCAGCUGCAAGCAUAUCCGCAAGCUGCGCAAGGACAGAUCAUGUCGCCGAAAGAAGGGGGUAAUCCAGCGAAAUGCCUUCGCUGAUCAUGAUCUCAGCAUCAUUUAUGAAGACAAUGAGCUUCUUGUAUCGUACCCACCACCUUCCGACUGCUCCUCCACGGAGAUCGACUCAACUAGCAAGGUAUCGGUUGAAAAGCCGUACUUCAUGGGAUCCAAUGGCGCCGACGAUCAUCCAGAGAGGAAGCAUAUAACGCACCAAUCGUCCACCAUUACAGCAGCUCGCAUCAGAAACUUACCCACAUUCCUCCUAACAGCACCAGCAAUCCGCUGCAGAAGACAGUCCGACUCUUUCGUUUACAGCCAGCAAGAGUUGUCCAGCGUGAUACAGGAUUACGGCCAAGAGAACGAACAGCUUCAAGCUCGUCACAGCCAUGAUGUUCGAAGCAUGAAGCAGAGAAUAUGCCAUCUUGCUGGAAUCCUGGCAGCUAAAGAGGAGCUGAUGGGGUAG